AUCACGUGUGCGGACUCGGUGAUUAAUAUACCAGAGGAAUAAAAAAAAAAUGUCCCUUCGAACCUAUGAUGUGUUCUCCGAGGUGACGAGGAGCCAGUCUUGCACAGGACACGAGGACGAACGCGUACACAUGUAAUCAUACAUCUAAGACUAACGCCACUAAAUACGCUAUACCUACGUUAAGAUACUAUACUGCAUUAUUGUUUUGUUAUAAUUUUAGUGUAUUGUGACAGUAGUUAAUCAACGUUAACAGUAUUUAAGUCAGUGUUCCAUAACAAUUAAAAAUAAAUACUCAGGCAAUCAAAACUAUACUGCUGCUUUGAAAAGCCUCUGCGUAGGUUUACUUUUAUUUCUAAUUAGUUUAUCGCGAAAAUAUUGAAAAGACCAGCGAAAGAUUUACGAUGAAGAUCGAAAACGACGCGGAUCCUUACAUGUGGUUUGCUGACUGUCUGGGACCCGAACCACAGGAUUGGAUGAAGGAUGUGGGGUUAGAUUGGUUUGACGAAGAACUUUUGGGUCGACCCGAAUCGCCCACAUCGUCGGCACCGGUAUCACGAUCCAUGGCUACAGAAAAUAAUAGUGACCACCAGAGAUAUCGUGAUGGUUACCCGUCAUAUACUAUCGAGUCGUCCGCAUGGCUCAUCCAACAACACCAACAAUCAGCCGAUUCCGAAGAUGACAACGAUGAAGAUUACUCGUUACCACCGCCCGUUUUACCACCCAUGAUACCCGGCACCAGGAGUUUCUCCGACCAACUUCACAGGAUCCGAAAACCAUACGCCUUAGGGUCACCACCAUCUACCUCAACAUCAUCUGAAUUAUUGAAAGUCCAAGAAUUUGAUUCAUUUGGACACACAAUUAUCGCCGAUGAAGAAGUUUGUUUUGACAUGCCAUUUUUAACGAACGACUCAGUUAAUAAAUCGUUUCUAGCUUCUGACAAUCAGGUGGUAAUGGCGAAAGACGAUUGUGAUGCUAUAAUGUACGACACAUUCUUGGAACCACUUUACCAAGGCAAUCCCUGCGACGGAGUAUUGGCGUGCGAAUGGGAAGGGUGCACGGUAAAAGUCGAUGGCCCAGGUCAAGAACCGCUGGUACGGCACAUCGAGAAACUGCACGUGGACACCGCUCCCCGGGGCGCCUGCGCGCAGUACACGUGCCAGUGGCGAGGAUGCCCCAGGCGCGUGCGUCCGUUCAACGCCCGGUACAAGCUGCUCAUACACAUGCGAGUGCAUUCGGGCGACAAGCCCAAUAAAUGCACGUUUGCUGGCUGUCCAAAAGCAUUCUCUAGACUAGAGAAUUUAAAAAUUCAUCAGCGGUCACACACCGGUGAAAAACCAUAUUCAUGUCAAUUUUUGGGAUGCUCAAAAGCGUUCAGUAACAGUUCGGAUCGAGCGAAACAUCAAAGAACUCAUUUUGAACAGAAACCAUAUGCCUGUACAGCAAGUGGAUGUAACAAACGGUACACUGAUCCAAGUUCACUAAGAAAACAUGUAAAAAACCAUUCACCACAAUCAUCUACGAAACAUUGGUCCAAAAAUAAUAUUUUACCCAAACCUCAUAUUCAAUCGGAUUUAGCCAGUACAACAAAUAUUCAGACAAUACAUUACCCCGAUGAAAAACAAUUCAAAAUCAAAUUAGAAAAGACUCAAUGGUAAAAAUCGAUAUACAUUUAAGGUUUAUGAAGUCUGUGAUUUAAAAAAAAAAAAACUCAUGAAUCUAUAUUAAAUUGUUGUGAUUAUAUUAUAGUAAACAAAAGCUGUUUAAAUAAACUGCCUUAAGUAGAUUAAGUUUAGAGAUGUAUUUAAAUUUCUAAUGUCUCUCAUCAUA
Messenger RNA from Melanaphis sacchari, 1827 nucleotides. Its product is annotated as transcriptional activator GLI3-like. Gene Ontology annotation, cellular component: nucleus. Bases 402 to 1655 code for a protein of 417 amino acids. Gene Ontology annotation, molecular function: DNA-binding transcription factor activity, RNA polymerase II-specific; RNA polymerase II cis-regulatory region sequence-specific DNA binding. The transcript has 8 exons. Lineage: Eukaryota; Metazoa; Arthropoda; Insecta; Hemiptera; Aphididae. The record is from RefSeq and is a predicted model, not a curated record. Gene Ontology annotation, biological process: regulation of transcription by RNA polymerase II.